AUGUUCAGGAAGAUAAACGCCGUGUUCCGGCCCAAUCACGGCCACCGAGGCCGCGAGGACGACUACCACAGCGCCUGCACGGUCAAGCUGGUGCGCAGCACGUCUAUGCUGGUGGUAGGAGAGGCCCGCGGCGGCAGAGCAAGCCAGACGCAGCGUGAGCUGGACGCCACACUGAAGCGCAGCAAGAGCUCGGUGACCCUGGAGUCCACCACCACCACCAGCACCAGCACCACCAGCACCACGACGGCGCUGUUCUACUACCACACCCAGCAGGACCAGAUCUGGCUCUACUCACAGAACCAGGACUGCCUGCAGUACCUGCAGGAGCUGGUGGCCCUGAGGCGGCAGUACACCCAGAGCAUCAUGAACAUCCAGAACGCGGAGCGGAGGAACUCACUGGCGUUGGAGGCCAAGAAGAAGGCCGCUCCACAACCACCACGGGCCAAAGCCGCUCCUGCGAGAGCUGAGCCCACCGCUCCUCCGAUUCCUAACGAAGAGGACACGCUCCAAUUCUUGGACUCCGUCAUAGCCAGCUGUGAUCCGGAGCCCAGACGCAAGCCCAACAUGGACGACGGCCACGCUGAUGUGGACUUUGUCGUGGCUACCAGCACCAGUGAGCAUGACCUCCACUCUAACUGGGUUAUGCGAGACCCGCGUCGGUUCUCCAUGGAUGAGUCCCGGCUGCGUCACCCAGAGCCCAAACUGGAGCCAGGGCCGAACCCCCCCACUGGCAGGCGCAAGGGCCAGAGUGGUACCGCCAGCGGCCGCCGACUCCAACGAAACCCCAUACACCUGCCCAAGGUGGUGGAGAGCGCCUUUCAGACACUCCGCUUCAAACCCAAACUCAAGAAGAAGGACUAAGCCUUUCAGACACCCCGAUUUAAACCCAUCUGGAUCUGUGAGAAAGAAUUUGUCUGUUUUGUGUUUAACAUUUCCACCCUUCAGGUCUUCAUGUGGUCUCAUAUGAGCAUAAGAGGGCUGAUUAUCAUAGGGAGAGACCCUCAGAGGCGAUGGGCUAGCAUGGGGUGGAUAAGUGGAGGCUAACAGACUAGCAGACUGGACAAUGGGACUGGACAUGUUUGAAAAGGAGAAUGACUACAUGACUAUAUUCGUUGUGACAUGUCAUUUGAAUGGAGA
Messenger RNA from Alosa alosa (allis shad), 1137 nucleotides. RefSeq lists its product as uncharacterized. The record is from RefSeq and is a predicted model, not a curated record. The coding region runs from base 1 to 861 and encodes 286 amino acids. The transcript has 3 exons. Lineage: Eukaryota; Metazoa; Chordata; Actinopteri; Clupeiformes; Clupeidae.